Messenger RNA from Anopheles aquasalis, 1554 nucleotides. RefSeq lists its product as uncharacterized. Lineage: Eukaryota; Metazoa; Arthropoda; Insecta; Diptera; Culicidae. Gene Ontology annotation, molecular function: DNA binding. The record is from RefSeq and is a predicted model, not a curated record. Gene Ontology annotation, biological process: regulation of DNA-templated transcription.
UAAACAAGCCUCACACGUUUUUCGCCGAAAACGCGCUUGAUUUGUGCGCUCGCUUGCGCUGUGUUUCGUCUUUCGUUAUCUGUUGCCCGAAAUUGUGCCGCGCGCGGGAGAUAAGUGCCGCCAAGCUAUCGAAUUUUCCCGAAUCGUGCUUUUACCACAUAUAGACAAUGUCGAAAUUUGUUGAGCAAAAAAUUUGCAUCAAAUUUUGUUUGCGAAAUGAAAUUUCUGCUGCUGAUACGCUGAGAAUGGUGCAGAAUGCCUUUGGCAAGGACGCAAUGUCGAAAAACAGUGUUUACGAGUGGUACGACGACUGCCUCGAGGAGCUUCGGGAAACGGAAGAAAGUCCUGGCCGACCAUCAACGUCCGACGAAGCUCACCGCGAAAUUAAUGAUAUGGAAAAUCAUCGAUUGUCAACAAACGCCUCUGCUGAUGGUUUUGGUUCCCCCGAAGACAUGUUAAAGGACGCUUCGGGCGUGAAUUUAUUGCAAAAUAGUUCAGCACUCAGCCCAAUGACUGAAGAAACUGUACCGGUGAAGAGACCGCGCGGCCGUCCGAAGAAAUCGAUCAGCACCCCAGCAUCUGCUGGGAAACCGGCUGUUGCCGCUAACACACCUCAAACACCAGCGGGUGAAGGAGCUGGCAAACGUGCGGCCCGCGAAUCGGCUACACCGAAAAAGGCACGGUCGGAUCCGUCACCAUCCACCGCUUCGGAGGAAGAAGACGUCGGUUCGGGUGAAGAUGACGAAAGCAGCAACUACAGCUUCAACAAAACGGUGACCGUAGCCGUGCCGGCGAAGAAGCGUGCCGCCCCACCGUCGGAAGCGGCUGAUGGAACACCGACACCGGUUAAGCGAGGCCGCGGUAGGCCCCCCAAGCACGACAAAAAGAAAGCAGCUGGUGCCGCCACUCCCAGUAGCGGAACCGACUCUGCAAAAAAGCGUGGCCGUGGACGCCCACGAAAGCAUCCGUUGUAGAAUUUAAGAAUCCGUUCAUUUUAGUAGAGGAAUUUGUAUUUUCUAUGGAACUAACUAACAAACAGAGACGCGUGCACACAGAUGGACUUUCCUGGCGAGAUAGGAAUGGAAAGGGGGAGUAGCAGCUAGACGAAGGAAGUUACGUGAAUGGAGGAGCCUCUUUGAAGGCUUCGAAAGCAGCGGAGCACAAGUAUAUGUUGGAAUGGAUGGUCGUUGCGAGAUGAUCGUUCUGCCACCGUCUCUCUUUGAUCGAAACAAAAAGAGUCGCCAUAAUAGUUGGCAACAAUCGAAGAUCGCCACAACGCCGCGCGAUAUACACUUAGUUAGUAAGAGGCGCGACAAUGGUGGUUAGUGUUGCAGCCAGGUUCAUUCUUUUUCUCGUUUGCGUUCGCCAUCGAUACUGCAGCAGCAUACGCGCAAACGUAUGACAACAUCUGGUACGCAAUUUGGUUUAUUUUUUUGUUUACAUCCUAUAGAUAAUAUUGCGAAUGGUAGGAAACUAGAGUACAGAGAAAACGAGAGAAAUAUGCCAUUCACUAAAUAAAGGUGUGAAUAACAAACUCUGUAUCGAAAAAAGCAA